Molecule: messenger RNA, 1685 nt
Organism: Zerene cesonia (dogface butterfly)
Lineage: Eukaryota; Metazoa; Arthropoda; Insecta; Lepidoptera; Pieridae
Product: esterase FE4-like
Exons: 1
Coding region: 139-1383 (414 amino acids)
Source: RefSeq, a predicted model, not a curated record
UUUUUAAUUUAAAUUAAAACUAUUGUUGUUUACUACAAUUCUACAACGUAUUUCGCUGUUACUCAGCCGUCAGAUAAGAUAAAAAAAAAUCAUAUAAUAUAAUAUACCUUUUAUAUCAGAAAUGAUAUACAUUAACAUAUGUUUCAGGCUGCGCGUCAUCAUCCCGGAUUCGGUGAGGAAAUAUUUAACGCAUACGAUGGUUCCAUAGAAUGUCCGCAAACCGUAAAAUCAUCAAUGCGAUCAGAUAGUGGUGCAAAUGAAACAUUGGAUUGUUUGCGUUUGAAUAUCUACGUUCCUGCAAUAGCUAGUUCACAAAAUCCGUUGCCAGUAUUAGUAUGGAUUCAUGGGGGUAUAUAUGCUGUUGGUAGCGCAAGUCAUUACGAUCCCGAAAAUCUAGUUAGAAAAGGAAUUGUCGUAGUCACAAUUAAUUAUCGGUUGGGUCCCUAUGGAUUCAUGUGCCUAGAUGUACCGAAUGUUCCCGGGAACCAAGGUCUUAAAGACCAAUAUGAAGCCCUCACAUGGGUUAGAAGAAAUAUACGAGCGUUUGGUGGUAACCCUUAUAACGUAACCAUUGGCGGGCAAAGUGCAGGUGCAGGAUCUGCUUUACUUCAUUUAUAUUCCACUAAAGACAAGCUCUUCAAUAAAGUAAUUGCUCAAAGUGGUACUCCUCAUAAACCAGUUUCAUUUGUCAACGCGGAUAUUGAUGUCGCAAAAAAAUUGGCUUUACACCUGGGAUUCAACACCACAGAUACAUCUGAAGCGUUAGAAUUUCUCAAAGAUACACCACACAAAUUAGUAUCUGGCGCAGCUGCAGAUUUGAAUUUACAAUUAAGGCCAUGUAAAGAAAGAUCAUUUAGUGGAGUGGAGAACUUCAUAGACACGGAUCCAUUUUCUCUUUCAAAUGCCAAGAAAGUUAAAGGGACGCCAAUAUUAAUAGGUCAGACUAGCAAAGAGUAUCAAGGCUCUCAUGCUAAUGAAGAUGAUGAAUACUAUAAGCCCAGUAUAUUUAUUGAUACUUUAAAAGAAAGCUUUUAUUUAAACAACGAACAAAUGGAAGAAGCUGCACUAAUUGCUCGACAUUUCUACAUUGGUGACGAACCAAUAUCAAAAGAUUUAUUAUUUGAAUUAAACACAUUUUUGACGGAUUUCCUUUUAAAACAUCCCAUAGAACGCACUACUGCUAACUUAUUAAAAGAAAAUGCGAAACCGGUUUACCAAUAUGAAUUUCGUUAUGUCGGAGAUAGUGAAAAAGACGAAGCGGGACACAACGAAGAAUUGAAAUAUCUUUUCAAAUACGGCGGUGCUGUGGAAGCUAAUGAAAAAAAUCAAUUACUCACUGAUAGAAUUUCAAGAAUGUGGUCCAAUUUUGUAAAAUAUGGGUAAUAAUUCUUUGACUUUUUCUUGUCAUUAAGUGGCAACUUUAAUAUUAUUUUUAUUUUGAUUAGGUACAUUAAUGUUGUAUUUAUAACCAUGCUGUUCUAUUUUUUUUCAGAGAUCCAACGCCUGUGAUAGACGAUUUAUUGCCUAUCAAGUGGAAAUCUGCGGGAAAGGAUGCACGACCAUAUAUGAUUAUUGAUUCUGAUCUAAAAAUUGAGUAUCGAAUAAACAAGGAGAGUAUGGCUUUCUGGGAUCUCUUUUACAAAGCUUACGGGCACUAUAAUAUUUACACUAAAGAUUGCAGCUUU